Molecule: messenger RNA, 1107 nt
Organism: Alnus glutinosa
Lineage: Eukaryota; Viridiplantae; Streptophyta; Magnoliopsida; Fagales; Betulaceae
Exons: 6
Coding region: 1-1107 (368 amino acids)
Source: RefSeq, a predicted model, not a curated record
AUGACUGAUAUGUUUCAAUCCAUGGAUAACCGGCUUAUCUCCUUAGAUGAUCGAUUUUUGACCAUAGAUCAGCGCAUUCAGCUCAGGGAGGCAAACAUGGCCCAGAUCAAUGUACGGAACACUCUCCGUCAUAUUCUUCCAGCAGACCAGCGGGAUGAAGUGCCCUGCAACAAUCUGGUUAAAGCGGAUUGGGGAUUAUCUUUAAAGGAAGAGUUGAAAUUCCAUAAGCGACUUAUAAAUCUUAAGAAGUCUGCAAUUAAAAGUAUUCAAACAAGAGAUGGAGAUAUAUAUGACUGUAUUGAUUUCUACAAACAACCUGGCUUUGAUCAUCCUUUUUGGAAGAAUACCACUUUUGAGAUGAAACAUAAUUUGUUUGUAGAAGGAAUGAAAGCCAAAAGGAAUUUGCCAUUAAAUUUUGGACUAAAAGGUGCAGGUUGUCCUUAUGGAACAGUUCCUAUAAUAAGAAUCAAUAAAGAUGACUUGGCAAGAGCCAAAAUGCUUUCAACAAUAUAUUCUUCAAAUAUAGAUGAAGAACCUGGACAUCAUUAUGCAAUACUUCGAACAAAAACUGACCCCAACAGGAAGCUUGUUGGAAUUGAAUCAUAUUUUAGCAUAAAUAAUCCAAAAGGAGUCACUGGAUCUCAGUAUAGUGAAUUGCGGAUGACAUUUUCAAAUAGUUUUGACACCAUAAAAACAGGUUUCACGGAAAUACGUGAUGGGCCAAAUUCAACAAAGUUUGUUUGGACAUUAUACUUUGAAGAAGAGAAUUCUGUAAUUGGUUUUUGGCCCCCGGCACUAUUUGGCAAAUUAAGUGAGUUUGGCAAUCAAGCCGAUUGGGGAGGAGAAGUCUAUAGUCCACUAGAUCAACCUAGUCCCCCUAUGGCCACUGGCCUUCCUCCAUACGGGAGGAAUUCAAGAUAUUCCGCUAAUAGUCGUCAAAUUGCAGCUGCGUAUGAGAAUGCAAAGUUUCAUUUUGUCAAUCCAAUCGAUACAGAGGUGUAUGCGUCUGAUCCACCUGCAUACGAUAUUCAUGAUUUUGGAUAUUAUGAUGAAUAUUGGCGACGUCUUAUUUCUUAUGAUGGUCCUGGCGGAAUCAAAGGAGCUUGA